ACUAACGAACAGGUGCUGUUUUACAUAUAUACAGCUGUCCAUUUACCUGUGUAUACGGAGGAAUAAAUAAAUCAUAGUAAUAAUAUGUAACAGGAGAAAAAAAAUUGAAGGAAAAGAAUCAAGGAAAACAGGUCAACCAAUUGCGACGUAAAAAGUUUGGUCGAUCGAGAUUUUAAGAGUCGACAUUAUAAUAAAUAGAAUCCAAUUGAACAGGUACGAUAAUCAAAUCGUCAACAAUAAUUCCACAUUGUGAGAAUAAAAUAGAAAAUGGAGAAAUCCGGUGCAUCAGACAUUGUUAUCGUCUCUGGUAAUUCUCACCCCGAGCUUGCAGAAUUAAUAGCAAAUCGUUUAGGCGUUAAAAAUGGUGGUUGUACUGUUUACCACAAAAGUAACCGGGAGACAAUGGUUGAAAUAGGGGAUUCGGUUCGUGGGAAGGAUCUCUAUAUCAUCCAAACUGGUACAAAAGAUGUAAACAAUAAUAUUAUGGAGUUAUUGAUAAUGGCUUACGCCUGCAAGACUUCGUCAGCUAAAAACAUCAUUGGGGUGAUUCCAUAUUUACCCUAUUCCAAACAAUGUAAGAUGCGUAAACGAGGCUGUAUUGUAUCGAAACUUCUAGCCAAGAUGUUGUGCAAAAGUGGUCUUACACAUAUUAUUACCAUGGAUUUGCAUCAAAAGGAAAUUCAAGGGUUCUUCGAUUGUCCAGUCGAUAAUUUACGCGCCAGUCCAUUUUUACUGCAGUAUAUUCAAGAGAGUAUUCCAGAUUAUCGAAAUUCUGUUAUUGUCGCUAAAAAUCCUGGAAGUGCAAAGAAAGCCACGAGUUAUGCUGAGAGAUUGAGAGUGGGGAUAGCCGUUAUUCAUGGUGAGCAGAGAGAAUCAGAAUCUGAUAUGAAUGAUGGUAGAAAUUCACCACCAUCAGUAUUACUGUCAUCAAGAACAAUGGAAGUAGGUGUUGGGGUUCCUUCCCAUCCUGCUAAAGAGAAACCACCAAUUAACGUGGUUGGGGAUGUAAGCGGUCACAUUGCCAUAAUGGUGGAUGAUAUGGUCGAUGAUAUGCAGUCAUUCGUUGCGGCAGCUGAAUUAUUAAAAGAACGAGGAGCAUACAAAAUUUAUGUUCUCGCAACUCAUGGACUUCUCAGCUCAGACGCUCCAAAACUCAUCGAGGAAUCCCCCAUCGACGAGGUGGUUGUGACUAACACAAUUCCCCAUGAAUUGCAAAAAAGUCAAUGCGCCAAGAUAAAAACUGUUGAUAUCAGUAUACUCCUUGCAGAAGCUAUCCGCCGAAUGCAUAACAAGGAAUCCAUGUCGUACUUGUUUAGGAACGUCACCACAGAGGAUUAAAUUGAAACCGCGAGUUAUGGUUAUUUUCUUAUAAAACGUACUAGCUUUUGUGUAACGAUGAAAACGAGGAAAUGUUAUGAGUGUAGAUUCGAUAAGAUUCAAUUAAUCAGAUUGUGAGUAUCGUCUGAGGGAAAUGAUAAACUCGAUAGCGAUCCUUUGGUCACUGUUUCAACUACUUUAGGGACCACAUGAGAAUCAUGUUUGUUUCGUAAUUUUCUACAAUCAACCGAAGAGUACACAGUACUGAAUAUUUCAGGGGCAUGCAUGAAUUUG
This is a messenger RNA of Fopius arisanus, 1611 nucleotides long. RefSeq names its product phosphoribosyl pyrophosphate synthase-associated protein 2. The record is from RefSeq and is a predicted model, not a curated record. Gene Ontology annotation, biological process: purine nucleotide biosynthetic process; 5-phosphoribose 1-diphosphate biosynthetic process. Bases 268 to 1338 code for a protein of 356 amino acids. Gene Ontology annotation, cellular component: cytoplasm; ribose phosphate diphosphokinase complex. NCBI's taxonomy places the organism in Eukaryota, Metazoa, Arthropoda, Insecta, Hymenoptera, Braconidae. Gene Ontology annotation, molecular function: magnesium ion binding; ATP binding; ribose phosphate diphosphokinase activity. The transcript is spliced from 7 exons.